AUGGCCCUCUCCCUCGCGAGCCCUUCUCUUUCGUACGACCUCCUCCGCGACUAUUCUGGGCAGCACUUCUUUGAUGGAUGGGACUUCUACGGCUCGUGGGAUAACUUGACGUUGAGUGCGGUGUGGUGGCUGAAUGAGACCGAGGCGAUGGCGGAGCACUUGGCAUAUGUGAAUGAUGCUGGGCGGGCAAUCAUCAGGGUGGACAACACGACGAAUGUGCCUCAGGGCCAGGACAGGAAUACGAUCCGCCUCACCACCAAGGACUCGUACGAUUUUGGCAGCUUGUGGGUGUUCGACGCUACGCACUUGCCGUACGGAUGCUCGGUGUGGCCCGCGUUUUGGGCCAAGGGCCCGAAUUGGCCGUUUGACGGCGAGAUCGACAUCGUGGAGGGCAUCAACAUGAUGUCGGCGAACCAGAUGGCCAUCCACACUACCGACGGCUGCACCACGAACAGCAGCAUCGUCCAGACGGGCACGAUCGGCUUCACUGACUGCGGCACCGGCUCCGGAUGCACGGUGCACGAGACGAAGCCGAACAGCUUCGGGGCGGGCUUCGCAGCAGCCGGCGGAGGCGUGUGGGCGACGCAGUUCGAUGUCGCGGGGGUCUUUAUGUGGUUCUGGAGCAGAGCAGAUGUUCCCGCGGAAUUGACGCAGAACCAGACGUCGAUCGACAUCUCGACCUGGGGCACGCCUUCGGCCGCCUUUCCCGUCACGCCGACGUGCAACCUCACACAGUUCUUCACGCCACAGCAGCUGGUACUGGACAUCGCGCUGUGCGGUGACUGGGCCGGUGUGCAAGGAAUAUACCAAAGCACGGGCUGUUCCGGGACUUGCAACGUUGCAGGGCCCGGAAGCCCCGCGUACGACAACGCGUGGUUCGAGAUCAACUACGUCCGCGCGUACACCACCGGCGCGUCGACACCUACCUCGACAUCUUCCACGACGCCUACAACCUCUCCGACUGCCGGCUCGGGAGAUGCGACUACCACUGCUGCGGGCUCCACGCGGACGAGCGGCUCGGACCAGAGCAGCUCCUCGUCAGGUGCGCCGAGGUGGCAUGCGCGAAGCGCGGGCGCGCUGGGAUUGGUUUGCGCUGUGCUUGGGUCGCUCUUGCUCGUUUGA
Dichomitus squalens LYAD-421 SS1 is the source of this 1122-nucleotide messenger RNA. RefSeq lists its product as uncharacterized. The record is from RefSeq and is a predicted model, not a curated record. NCBI's taxonomy places the organism in Eukaryota, Fungi, Basidiomycota, Agaricomycetes, Polyporales, Polyporaceae. The transcript has 6 exons. Gene Ontology annotation, molecular function: hydrolase activity, hydrolyzing O-glycosyl compounds. Gene Ontology annotation, biological process: glucan catabolic process. The coding region runs from base 1 to 1122 and encodes 373 amino acids.